Pipistrellus nathusii (Nathusius's pipistrelle) is the source of this 1245-nucleotide messenger RNA. The record is from the annotation of a GenBank genome assembly. NCBI's taxonomy places the organism in Eukaryota, Metazoa, Chordata, Mammalia, Chiroptera, Vespertilionidae.
AUGGGGCGUUUCAGGAGGAUGCAGUCAUCUGAGCGUGAGGGGUGUGGGCCCGAGGCCAGCCCCAGCGUGAUGCCCGAGGCUCCUCUGGAGUCUCCACCUGCCCCUGCCAAGUCCCCUGCCAAGUCCCCGACGUUUGAUCUUUUCAACUUGGUUCUGUCCUACAAGAGGCUGGAGAUCUACCUGGAACCCCUGAAGGACGCAGGUGAUGGUGUCCGGUACUUGCUCAGGUGGCAGACGCCUUUGUGUUCCUUGCUGACUUGCCUGGGCCUCAACGUCUUGUUCCUCACCUUGAAUGAGGGUGCGUGGUACUCGGUGGGUGCUCUGGUGAUUUCAGUGCCCGCCCUUCUGGGCUACCUGCAGGAGGUCUGCCGGGCACGGCUGCCCGAGUCGGAGCUCAUGCGGAGGAAGUAUCACAGCGUGAGGCAGGAGGACCUGCAGAGAGUGCGCCUGUCCCGCCCCGAGGCUGUGGCUGAGGUGAAGUGCUUCCUGAUCCAGCUGGAGGCCUUCCUGCGCCGCCUGUGCUGCACCUGUGAGGCUGCCUACCGCGUGCUGCGCUGGGAGAACCCCACCGUGUCCUCACAGUUCUAUGGAGCUCUUCUGGCCACAGUUUGCAUGCUGUAUCUGCUGCCGCUGUGCUGGGUCCUUGCCCUUUUAAACAGCACACUCUUUCUAGGGAACGUGGAAUUCUUCCGAGUGGUGUCUGAGUACAGGGCGUGUCUGCAGCGGCGGAUGAAGACCAGCCAGGAAGAGGGUACCUUCCAGAGCCCACCGUCCCCGGAAGCUGGAGGGAAGGGGGUUCUGCCAGUCUGCACGCCUGCACCCACACCCACGGAGGACCUCACGCCAGGCAGUGUGGAGGAGGCCGAGGAGGCCGAGCCUGAUGAGGAAUUUAAAGAUGCAAUUGAGGAGGAGGAGGAGGGUGCCCCGAUCCCGGUAGAGGAUGAGCUGGCCCUGCACGAUAACGGGUUCCUGAGCAAGAACGAAGUGCUGCGCAGCAAGGUGUCGCGGCUCACAGAGCGGCUCCGCAAGCGGUACCCCACCAACAACUUCGGGAGCUGUACAGGAUGCUCGGCCACCUUCUCAGUGCUGAAGAAGAGGCGGAGCUGCAGUAACUGUGGAAAUAGCUUCUGCUCCCGGUGCUGCUCCUUCAAGGUGCCCAAGUCUUCCAUGGGGGCCACAGCCCCUGAAGCCCAGAGAGAGACGGUGUUUGUGUGUGCCUCAUGUAACCAGACCUUGAACAAGUGA